This is a messenger RNA of Paraglomus occultum, 732 nucleotides long. The record is from the annotation of a GenBank genome assembly. NCBI's taxonomy places the organism in Eukaryota, Fungi, Glomeromycota, Glomeromycetes, Paraglomerales, Paraglomeraceae.
AUGACAAUAGCUUCUUUCCCAACUCCAAAGACGUCCCUCGAAGCAAUAUCCGAGAUACUGCUGAGAGAUGUUAACGAAGACUCCACGUUUAAGGCUAGCAUACUGUGGCAACAUUCGCCAGCUUUGAUUUUUGUUGUCAGAAGGCCGGGGUGUUGGCUGUGUCGAGAGGAAGCGUUAAAGCUAUCCAACAUGAGAGCCCUAAUUACCGAGAUGGGUAUCAACAUGUAUGCUGUCGUCCAUGAGAACAUCAAGGGUCAGAUCGAGGAGUUUGCUAAUGAAUAUUGGCAUGGAAAGGUCUACCUGGACGAUAGCAAAGGAUUCUAUAAAGCACUUGGUGGCGGGCAAUUGCGUUUCUUUAAAGCGCUAAAUCUAUUUAAACCGUUUGUAUUCGGCAGCAUUCUACGCGCAGGAAGGAAAGGAGAAAUCAAAGGUAAUUUCGUAGGCGAAGGACGCAUCCUCGGCGGCCUCUACAUUGUAAACGCGGGAGAAGGCGGACUUGUGUAUGAACAUAUUGAAACCAUAGCUGGUGAUCACGCGUCUGUUAACGAAGUCCUUAGUGCGUGCGAUAUUGUUUCUACCAAGAAAGAUAAAAGCCAUACUAUAGAAUUGACUAAAAUGAAUACAGAUAUAUUUGUCAAGAAGGCUGCGGAAGAGAUUGGAGAAAAGAAAAAAGCAAAGAAAAUUGUUGGCAUAUGCACUGAGGAUGGGUGCGAGGACGGUGGGUGCUGUUGA